Molecule: messenger RNA, 372 nt
Organism: Rotaria sp. Silwood2
Lineage: Eukaryota; Metazoa; Rotifera; Eurotatoria; Philodinida; Philodinidae
Source: the annotation of a GenBank genome assembly
AUGGCAUCGAAUAAUAUAAUAAACUCAUCUAUACCAGUCAAAACUAAGAGAUCCAAAAUACUUGCAAACGAAUGUCGAAUAUGUGAUGUUCCUGCUGAAUAUUCUUAUUUUGGUGUUAUUUCAUGUCAUGCAUGCAAAAUGUUCUUUAAACGAAAUGCUAAUGCUGGACAGGUAGCAUUUUUAUGUAAUUUUGGUGGUCAAUGGGAAAUUAAUAUAAAUAAUCGUCAUAUAUGUCCUGCAUGUCGACUUGCUAAAUGUUUUAAAUGUGGAAUGAGUAUUGACAAACUUCAAGCAUCAAGACAGACUAAACCAAAUACAAACACUUUAGUAAAAAAAAAGUACAACAUCAACCAGAGAUGGAAAAAUUAUUAA